Messenger RNA from Coregonus clupeaformis (lake whitefish), 1933 nucleotides. Its product is annotated as mitochondrial peptide methionine sulfoxide reductase-like. Bases 1038 to 1547 code for a protein of 169 amino acids. Lineage: Eukaryota; Metazoa; Chordata; Actinopteri; Salmoniformes; Salmonidae. Gene Ontology annotation, cellular component: cytoplasm. The transcript is spliced from 6 exons. Gene Ontology annotation, biological process: cellular response to oxidative stress. Gene Ontology annotation, molecular function: peptide-methionine (S)-S-oxide reductase activity. The record is from RefSeq and is a predicted model, not a curated record.
UUGGCAGGGUUCUAUCGCAGCUCCCUUUGUCUGUUUGCUCAGCUUUGCGUUAAGGAAAUCCAAAAUACCCAGGGUGUAGGAGCUCAGCUUCAACGCAAAAAACCCCCAAACCAAACAAGAAAACAAGGUGAGAAAACUACUUAGAAAAAUUAGAGGACGCUGAGGGCGAAUGGGGCGCAAGCGUAGUCACCAAAAAGCGAUUUUCAAAAUCCAGCAAUACUUCACAAUGCUUCUUUUCGUGACUGGAGCAAGUUACUUGAGCCAAGAGAUGACCAUGAUCAUUUGAACUCAAUCUUUCUUUGUAAUUUCAAGGCAAACGAAGCUGCCGCAUCUCUUUUCUGUCGAUGUUUUUGAACACAAAAGGACUCUCAAAAGUGGACCUGGAUUUUCUCCAUCAAGGACUGCCAGAACUGUUGUGGCCAAAAAAGUUUUUUGCCUUUUCAUUGAUCGAACUUUAAGUCGCAAUCAGUACAUCACUGGGAGUAGAUUUCGCCUUCAAAAGUUUUGUGAUUGUAAAAAUUGCUGACCGCAAUUACGCCGCCAGAGUCCGAAUGGAGAUAAGUGGCCACAAAAAUAAGUGUGAUGACAUCCACUUAACUGCCUCUGUUGUCAAUAAGUUGUCCUCUUUGUGAGAGGGCUUUACAGAAAAGCAACAGAAACUGGUUACUCAGGCCAAGUGCUCUUUGACCAAGCUUUAAUUUUCCAUCGUGUCUCGCAGUUGGACAAUCUGAAGAAAAUGUUAAGAUAUCUCGCCUUCAAAGGACUGAGAUUUUCCAGCGUUUGGAUUUGAGAUCUGAGGCCAAUGGAUCUAUAGUAGUCUAUGUGCGGGUGGCACUGAACUAGUGCAGUUGCCUCAAGCUGCCUACUCUCAGUUGAAAAUGGCUGGAGUUCUACAGGCCUGAGUGGUUUUCUGCUACUACAUAACGUUUUUUCAAGACAAUAAAUUCUCAGCUUCACAAUGGGAGUGUGGUACUGUGUAAGCCAAGCACGAUGUCAACGGCAACAGGACCGUACCGCCAUUCCCUGAGGGACUGCAGAUGGCUAUGUUUGGGAUGGGCUGUUUCUGGGGCGCAGAGAGACAAUUCUGGAAGCAGAAAGGUGUCUACUCCACCCAGGUGGGCUACGCUGGAGGCCUCACCCCCAACCCCACCUACGAAGAGACCUGCACAGGUAGGACAGGCCAUACUGAGGUGGUCCGGGUGGUCUGGGAGCCAGAAAAGACAAGCUUCUCCAAACUGCUGAAGGUGUUCUGGGAGAGCCACAACCCCACUCAAGGAAUGCGUCAGGGCAACGAUGUAGGAACGACCUAUCGAUCAGCCAUCUACACAUACACACAGGAGCAGCUUGAACAGGCUCUGGCCUCCAAAGAUGACUAUCAGAAGGUCCUGAUAGAGGGGGGCUUUGGAGAAAUCACCACAGAGAUAGCCGAGGCCUCUGAGUUCUACUAUGCUGAGGACUACCACCAGCAGUACCUCAGCAAGAACCCCCACGGAUACUGUGGCCUGAGCGGCACCGGAGUCUCCUGCCCAAUAGGACUCAAGAAAUAACCACCUCUGUCCAAUAGGGAAUGACCACCAACCUCUGAUUGUCUGGUUUUGACUAGGAAAUGUAAAUAGGCAUUUCCGCUUGCUCAUUGCAAGUCGCCUUAAUUAUGAUGCAGUACUAAAGCAUAUUCAGGGUUUUUAUAUCUAAGUCUUGACUUGUAUUCAUUUAAAUGGUUUGGUAUUGAAUUGUAUUAAUUUAAAUGGUUUGGUAUUGACUUGUAUUAAUUUAAAUCAAGCACUACAUACAUAAGAACUGUUUAAAUUAAUGCACAUUCAGUUUUUAGCGUACAUUGUGUCGUUUGAAUCAAAUCAACUGCAGUAUGUACAUCUGAUUUAACUCUAUGGUGUGUGUUGGUGGAUUAAAUGAUUAAACUGUGUGUUGAUGUGUA